Messenger RNA from Lacerta agilis (Sand lizard), 2613 nucleotides. Its product is annotated as complement factor H-related protein 4-like. Lineage: Eukaryota; Metazoa; Chordata; Lepidosauria; Squamata; Lacertidae. The record is from RefSeq and is a predicted model, not a curated record.
CACAAUGUCAGCCCUUGCAAAAUGUAGUCACAGAAGAGGAAUCCUCUAUUCUGCUGAAGCAUAAUGAAGAACCGGCUGUUCUGUAUUAUUUCAUUUCUUCGAUGGACAUGCUGCACAUUCCAACAUGGUAAGAUAUUAAGUUCAAAGACAAACAUUUCAUGCAGUGAAAGAGCAGUGUCUGACCAAGAAACUUCAGUCACUGGUGACAUCCCUGCCGGUGCCACCACUUCCAAGAAUCUGCCGCUGCUAGCAUCAGAUCUCACCACACCAGCGGUAUUGAGGAAGACAUUAACCGCACUCCCUAAAAUUCCUUUUUCUGUUUCAUCACAAGUGAUGUGCACUGCCCCAGAAAUAGGUGGCGGCAGCUUCUUUCCUGUAAAGAGUCAGUACAAAUUGGGGUGUGUGAUCUCUGCUAAAUGUAAUCGGGGAUAUCAGCUGGAAAGCCAUGAGAGCUCUUUUAAAUGUACAAAGUAUGUCUGGUUACCAUCUCCAAAGUGUGUACCAAAGCACUGUGGUUAUCCCCAUAUAGAGAAUGGAGCACUAUCUUGGUCCAACACAUACUACAGUGAUGUCUAUUUUCCAAAAAAGGAGGGACAGACAAUUAGCUUCAGAUGCAAGCCCGGCUUUCUGCCAGAAAAUAAAAAGCACUGGUAUAGAAUUAGAUGCACCAAUUUGGGCUGGGAUCCAGAACCGAAAUGCUUCAGAGUAUGCACCCCUCCCAAACACUUGCCACAUGGCGAAGUAAUUUACGACUCUAGGAAUAACUUCAUCGAGGGUGAUAACAUUUCGUUGCGUUGUGAUGCAGGAUACCAACCUGAAAAUCAAGCAACGGCCACGUGUACAAAAAAUGACUGGUCGCCUACUCCAAGUUGUUCCUCCAUGUGUAAGCUUUACUUGAUAACUGACCAAUACAUCUCGGAUUAUGGAUACAGCCUAUCUGAUUCUGCCUCAAACAAGCCACAUGACCUGGUAUUCAGAGGCAUACCCAGCAGCAUAGCCACAACCCCCUCAAGAGCCAAGCGGGGCCAUGCAGAUGGCAAUCCUGGUGGCCUGCCAUGGCCCUUGGAAGACAAAUCCCCCAACGCCUGUGGAGAGGAGCACCUGGCCAGGUCGCCACUUGCCCGCCUCCCUUUGUCUGCACCCGCUCACCGUUGGCUGAGUGAGGAGCAAAAAGUGCGUAUUCUGUGGCCCGGAGCAACAAGCAGCACUAUGAAAAGCUGGCUGGUUUCUCUUCUUCCAUUUCUUCUGUGGAAAUGCUGUACUUCCCAAAAUGUUUGUGAAGAACCACCUGACAUUGAUUUUGGGGAAAUGAUAAGUGAUGAGAAGGCCAGGUACGUGGAGGGUGACAGAACACAAUACGAGUGCAACCCUGGAUAUGUCUUGGAAGGCACUGAAUGGAUAAUAUGUCGUGGGCAAAAGUGGACAUCUGCACCCAGGUGUUUGGCACCUUGUGGUAUCACAAAACAACAGCUAGAUGCAAAAGACCUGCUUCUGCCUGGGAAGCGAAGGCGGUCCCAAGUGAUUCAGCAUAACCAUAUGCUGCAGUUCCUGUGUAAGGAAGGACAUGUCAUCACAGCUCCUUCAGUCAGGAAGUGUAUCGAUGGGCACAUGGACUUGCCAUCGUGUAUCUCUGAAAUGGGAAAAAACUGUAGUCACACACCCACUAUUGAGAAUGGAGACAUCAUCACCUUAUCACAGAAGCAAUAUGCAUCUGGCUCUUCAGUAGAAUUCAAAUGCCAAAAAUAUUAUGCCAUGGAAGGAGAAAAUAGAACUUUUUGUAACAAUGGGAACUGGACAAAAGUGCCCAUUUGUCUAGAGCCCUGUGCAAUCUCACUGGCUGAAAUGGAAAGCAAGAAAGUUGAGGUGGUCGGGCAAUCGGAUGAGUAUCAUUUUCAAAACUUAUAUGUACAACGUGGUACUUCUGUUGAGCUUGCCUGUAAACCAGGGCAUGCUCCUGCAGCAAAUUAUUCCCCGUCUGCUUUUGUAAUCCGGUGCAAUGGAGAAGCAAUUGUGUAUCCUGAAUGCGAAGAAAUUGUCUGCUCCCCACCACAAGUAGAAAAUGGCGACUUCCGGCCUAAGCUGAAUCACUAUGAAUAUCAAGACACAAUCGAAGCAGGGUGUGAGUCUGGGUAUCAGCUUCAGUACCGCCAAUCCACUUCUACGUGUACAGAGACGGGGUGGUCUCCUCCUCCGACAUGUGUUCCAAAGAACUGUGACUAUAUUCGGAUUGAGAAUGGACAGUUUUCUGAUUCCUAUGAACGCUGGAGAGACUACUAUUUUCCAAGAAGGGAGGGACAAACAGCUGACUAUCAUUGCCGUGAUGGUUUUCUACCAAGGAAUAAAGAAACACGGCCUAGAAUUUCAUGCACCAAAUUCGGCUGGAGUCCAGAACCAAAAUGCUUCAAAAAAUGUGAUAUUCCCAGACAGCUUGCACAUGGUACAUUCAAUACCCAUACUUGGCAGAAGUUCAUAGAAGGUGAAGAAAUUUCAUUUUCUUGUGAGGAUGGAUAUGUUCCUGCAAAUCAAGCUAAGGCCGUGUGCACCAAAAAUGGCUGGUUACCUGCUCCACGUUGUAACAUAAUAAGUAAGUGUUAUUUAUGGGAUCUGAUUUGA